GGACUUCAAGAAAGGAAAACAUUCAAUAAGAUAGUAUUUUUUUUUUUACGUCGAUGUACACUUUACUUACUGAAAAGUAGGUUUGUGUGUGUGGGGGGGGGGGCUGAAAUCGUCCCCAUCGCCCUCAUGAUGAAGCUUGGACCUCGGACAACAUCGCAGUCAUUUGCACUUUAAUAGUUGGCCUUUGAUUUUAGCCGACUUGAGGUGACACCCGUGCACCCAACCCUUCUAUUAUGGCAAGGAGCUUCAGCUCCUUGGUUAUGGGAACAAGUGGAAAGACGACCAAUCGCAGCGGGCGAUCCACGCUACGUCACUACCUUACUACUUUAGCGAGCGUACAUAUAUACGCGUACGGUACGACGUGACGUACGGUACGACCCGAUAUCGAUCAGCUGUUAGAGUGCAGUGAUCAUUUGGAGAAGCACCAGCGACAGAGCAGUACAUCGCUUUAACUAGGAAUUGAGUGACUUGGAUAUUUCAUGGAAUAUUUCAAUAGUUAAAUUAAACAGAUCCGAGACACGUAAGGCCGAGGUACCAGUUCGAGCUAGCUGACAACUCAAAAACUACGGCCAUCAAUUCUGGGACUGAUUCCAAAUUUAACUUUCGACAGAGACAGUGUGCAUUACUCUUCUAUUCUAAUUUUCUAUCGACUAUCGUGGAAAAGUCCAACUCCAAAAAGUUUAUGUCAGAGAUCGACGACGCCUAACAUUGAUUUACAAAAAUUGUUUUCAUUAAUGUUUGGAUUACAAAGAAGACACUUCUCAUUCCACAUGUCGAAGUCUCGAUGGUGCUAGCUGGUUUUUCAAAGGAAUACCGGGACGUUGGCUCUUUACACGACCAAGUAGGACAGAACGAGGAAGUUGCCGCAAUGCCACCGAAUGUUCAACCCAGAGCUUCGGCUACACACCCACCGAGCGCACCGAGUAGUUUAGUAAUGCGGGCCGAUUCGGAUGAAGAUCUUAUUCAGUGUGAUACCAAACUCAAAUGUGUUCUUGUUGGGGAUGGGGCAGUUGGAAAGACAAGUCUUGUUGUGAGCUACACAACAAAUGGGUAUCCAGUACAGUAUGUUCCUACAGCAUUUGAUAACUAUUCAGUUGUCAUAAGAGUUGAUGAAAAACCAAUCAAACUUCAAAUAUGUGAUACUGCUGGGCAGGAUGACUUUGAUUCUCUGAGGCCCCUGUGCUAUCCUCAAACAGACGUCUUCCUGCUGUGCUUCAGCGUUGUCUCACCCACCUCAUUCCAUAACGUCUUGGAGAAAUGGCUACCAGAGCUCAGACGUCACAACCCAAAGACUCCUAUCCUGCUGAUUGGAACACAGUGUGAUCUCCGUACAGAUGUUAACAUUCUCAUAGACCUUUCAAAACAUCAGGAACGUCCCAUCUGUGAAGAGGAGGCAUCUAUGCGCGCAAGUCGUAUCAAUGCUGUGGGUUAUAUUGAAUGCUCUGCACUUACCCAGCACAAUCUCAAGGAAGUUUUUGAUGCUGUAAUAUUAACUGGACUAGAGUACACUAAACCACCUAAAUCAUCAAAAAGCCUGAGACGGAGAUUGAGUCGAAAAGAAAAAAUCCCACCUCCACCCAAGAGAGCACAGGACACAAAACCUAAAAAGAAAGGAACGAUCUGGAAAAAGCUCUGUUGUAUCCCAACAUGAGACCUGUUGUGAGUGUCCUGUUUCAAUGGAACAUUCAAGACUGUUCAUUACAGAAAAACGAACAUGCCAAAGCCGUAACUCAUUCUGCAAUUGUUAAUGUGAAUGUUUGAUGCUAAUUUAAUAUAUUUGUCAUCAUGCUGUGCAGAUGGAUACGCGGCCGAUUUUCUUUAUUGAUGUUGCAAUAUGUAAAGCACUAAAAUUGUGUUUUAAUAACAGAAAUGUAGCAAAGUACAGUUGUUUGCUUCCCCUGCUGUAUGCCUCUGUGGUUAGUCCAAAACAUUUUGUUGUAAAUGACUGCUGCUUGUUCAUCAGUACCUGGGAAAAUCUGGUUCUGUCUCAACAUUGGUAUGAUUUUGAAAAACUUGUGAGACCACAACAAAGAGUACUAUUACUACAUGUUUUCAUGAAUUAAAUGGUCUAAGUUUUUAUUGUUUUGGCUUUCUCUAUAUAUGUUUCGGCAAGAAUGCCAUGUUCUUUUUAAUAUCAUCAGUUUUACUGAAAUAAUUACUCAUACAUGUACUCUAUAUUUUAAGUUGCCUUUACAGUCUGAUUUUGAUGGUCUACGGCCCUGUUCCAUAAAGAAAUGUAAUCAAUAUUCUAGCUUUUUUCCCAUGGUUUUCAUUGACAUAAAAUUACUCAAAUUAAUUAUUUUUUUUACAGGGAACCAGAGCACCACAUACAUGUAUAUGCUCAAACAUCAAUACAAACAAUUACUGUAAUUUUUAAAAUCAAACUGUAGCAACUGGUGAGAAACUAUAUGAUGUUAAUAAUAAUCUGAAUUCCUAAUUCAGGAAACACUGUCACACUGUUCACACAUGUAUUUGUUUUUUUUUAUUUUAAUUGAUAUGUUACGUUUCUUGCUCUGUUGUAUAUAUUUAAGAGAUUAUUUGAAAUUAUAUAUCUUUAUAAAGAGGACCACAUGUUUGCAUAAAUCAUCUUAAAUAAAAAAUAAAAAAACAAUUCAGAUGCUCAGAUUGAGUAAUACACUGUAUGUUAUUGCUUUCAAAUAUUAGUGUAACUGAGCAAACUUCUGCGUCAUGGCAUUGAUGUUACAUGUACAUGUACUUCUAGUCAAAUGAGGAAUUUUACUAGUAACAUUAGUAUGUACUUCCUAAUAUAUAGAAAAUUUUGAUAUGCUUUUGAUAUGAGGUAAAUACCAGUGAAGCUUCAACAGUGAAUUGAAUUAUAUAAUACCAAAAAAUAUUAAGUGUAAUAUACCAAAAUUUUAAUUAUCAAGUUUAUAAUACCAUAAUGUGGAGCGUUGUGGCCCAGUGGAUAAGUCUCCGGACUUUGAAACAGAGGGUCGUGGGUUCGAAUCCCAGCCAUGGCGUAAUUUCCUUCAGCAAGAAAUUUAUCCACACUGUGCUGCACUCAACCCAGGUGAGGUGAAUGGGUACCUGGCAGGAAUUUAUUCCUUGAAAUGCGUGUGCGCUGUAUUCUUAGUAAUUACGGCUGCCAAGCUACAGCUGGGGUAAUAAUAUCCAAGUCCUUUGGAAGCGCAUAGAGACAUUAUUCAUAAUUGUGAUAUGCGCUAUACAAGAACGGUUUAUUAUUAUUAUUAUUAUUAUAAUUUUUUUCCCCAUUUGGCACAAUCAGAAUAACUAAACUUGGAUUAUGAAAUAAUCAGUCUGUAAUGAUUUCAAUUUUUGUUCUUCAUCAUCUACAUAUAUGUAAAAUUGUCCACCACCAUAAAGUUUCAAGGAUGGUUGUUCAUUUUGGUGUUGCUAUUCGAGUGUAGUUUGAUUUUUAAACCGAUUGAAUUAAGAUCUUCAAUACACUUAUUUUGAGCUCAAAUUAGGAUUUAAUCACUUCCCAUGCUCUCAGAUAUUCAGUUAAAUCAUAAAAUUUCUCCGGGCAAGAUAUUGGUGAUGAGCUCAUUCCUUCUACAAUCAUUCAAACCAGCACACAAGGUUACACAACAAUCUUUCCUUUAUUUCUCUAGUGAUUGUAGACAAUAGCCCCCCCCCCCCUACCUGGAUGGGGGCAUUGUUCACAUUGUUGGUAUUUCAACAUCAAACUAUGGAGGCUUGAGGUUUUCCUUUUUCCAUAGCCACCCACCAUUUAUAGGUUUUAUGCAUUUGUAGACCACCCAGAUAAAACAUAGAGCUCAUGGUUAAAACAAAAAAUGAACUUCUGAAUUAGGAACUAGGAAAAGAAAAAAUAUCUGAAAUUAUCCUAUCUGUCUCUCCUUUCCAAAGAAACUUGAUCCCAUAUUUCCUGUCACAUUUUGAUAAAUAUACUUUGAGAUUAAGUUUGUUUGAACCAGUGACAGUGAGUAAUAGUUUUUGCACAAUAGUAAAUAAGGAACAUGGCAUAUACUUUACAUGCAUGUUCUCUCCCCCUCCCUAACAGGACUUCUGAAGGUUGAUGUUGGUAUCAUUGUUCUGUUAAGACUACAGAGCGUUUUUAUUGACUAUCAAAUAAAACUGAAUUGGAUUUAUUGCA
Molecule: messenger RNA, 4096 nt
Organism: Lytechinus pictus (painted urchin)
Lineage: Eukaryota; Metazoa; Echinodermata; Echinoidea; Temnopleuroida; Toxopneustidae
Product: cell division control protein 42 homolog
Exons: 3
Coding region: 785-1651 (288 amino acids)
Biological process (GO): establishment or maintenance of cell polarity; endocytosis; Cdc42 protein signal transduction
Molecular function (GO): protein kinase binding; GTPase activity; GTP binding
Source: RefSeq, a predicted model, not a curated record